Molecule: messenger RNA, 821 nt
Organism: Paramuricea clavata
Lineage: Eukaryota; Metazoa; Cnidaria; Anthozoa; Malacalcyonacea; Plexauridae
Source: the annotation of a GenBank genome assembly
AUGAUUGAUCAAGGAAGCCCGGAAGAGUACGAUUUUGUCUUUCUAUGUGAUUCCAACAGAAAAUUCAUCAACACACAGCUGUUAUGUCCUAACAGAACGGUAAAAAUCAUCCCUUGUGGUACUUGCAGUCAAGCAAUUAAAAUUAUGUCUUCACCACGUUUCCAGGUAAACGAAGCGCUUAUAAUAAAUACAGGUGUUAAUGAUGUUGAGCACUUAACGUUAGAUGAGGUUAUUCAGAAGCAGUUAGAGAUGGUAGAUACAGCUAGGAAGGCAUUUCCGGGAAAAAAGAUCAUUGUUUCGAGUGUUACUCCACGAGAUGACGAUUUCGAUGAAGACAUUCGGGCAAUAAACCGAGCAAUCCAAAGCGAAAUUUUAAAUUUCAACGAUGUCAUUUACGCGAACAAUGAUAACCUACGAGACAGAGCCCUGUAUUUUGACCGUAAGCACUUAAAUAGAAAUCGGGGUGUUCGUAAGUUUGCAGCGAACAUAAAAAAGCAAUUAGAAUGGCAAGCGGCGUUGUGGAGAACAAGCCACGCUACCCAUCCUAUCAUAGUGGUGAUCCGCUUCCGAUCCGACCUGACGAUCGUGCUCCAUACCCUCACCCUCGUUAUUCAUCCUACCACAGUGAUGAUCCGCAUCCGAUCCGACCCGAGGAUCGUGCUCCAUAUCCUCAACACCGUUAUGGAAGCUCCGUAAAUCCCCUACUAAGACCAGAAGAUAUGCGGAGAAAACAGGAUGGUAUUGCUACACAACCUAUCGAAGUCAGCAAAGAACACGAAACACAGAAGGAAAUGGAAUCAAUGAUGUCUUUUCCCAGCUAA